ACUGUAUGAAAAUGUAUAUUGCAUUAAUAUUUUUUAUUUUAUAAAUGUACAGAUAAAUUAGGAAACAUUGUUUUGUCAUAUUUUAAACACACGCCAGUGACGUGUUAGUGUUGCGUUUUUAGGGACGCUGUCCCUUUAAGAGGCACCGGGGGGUGUGUCAGGCACGUGGACAAAGUGUUGCUUUUUGACCGCUCGUGCCAGAAACCUUCACGUGAAUGACAACUUAUGUGACAUUGGACUGCUGUGCUCUUCUAGGACACAUUUUAACUCUUAAAUGACCUUAAAUCAGAGAAAUAGACAUACCGGUCGAGUAUUGUUAGUUUUGGCGAGUGUAGUUUCUAUUUUUGUUGUCGUUACAGUUAAGUUUUUAAGCUAGCCGGCAGGUUUACGCUGAAAACAUCGCGAGAUUUGGAGCAGUACGCGAGAAACAAAAGUUAACAAGUGUUUCUUGCCCUCGCAUGAUGUACACCAUCACCAGAGGUCCAAGCAAAUUGGUGACCCAGCGGCGUACAGGGCCUACACAGCCGCUCGAAAACAAAACCAACGACUUCAAGCACAAGCAGGCCUCGUGGAGUUUGCCCGAGCUCCCUGCACCCAAGAUUGUGUUUAACCGCCCCAACGGCAAGAAGUACCAUCAGCUUCCCCCGAGUCUUCCCACAGACCCUCAUCAGGACGGGGGACUGACGGCGGCCCAUGAGGACAACGUUAAGUUUGUACAUGAAGCGUGGCAGCAGGUGGUCCAGCAGGGGGCCCAGCAGGGAGUCCAGCAGGGAGCAGAGGUGCUCCACUUUGAAGACCACACUCCCAGCCCUCACAUGGACGACUUCGUGGCCCUGGAUCUGGAUGAGUGGUGGGCCCAGCGCUUCCUGGCCAACAUAGACAAGCUGUCCUGACCUUUCUCUGAAGGUUCUGGAUCUUGAUGAGGUCUCGGGUCAGCGGCCCCACGGGGAUGGAGAGGGCCAGCAGCAGCAUGGGCGCCCCCCCCCCCCCCACCCCC
Messenger RNA from Doryrhamphus excisus (bluestripe pipefish), 997 nucleotides. Its product is annotated as MAPK regulated corepressor interacting protein 2-like. Lineage: Eukaryota; Metazoa; Chordata; Actinopteri; Syngnathiformes; Syngnathidae. The record is from RefSeq and is a predicted model, not a curated record.